AUGGAGUCUCCAAGCGGUGUUGCUGCUUCAGGUGGAAGCUCCUCCUCGACCGACAUUGGUGCGAGGCCCAAGCGGAGGUCGGAGCCGGCUAGAACCGGUGUGCCCGAAAUGAGGCACCAGGAGAGCUGGGAAUAUCCUCUGAGUCGCGAGGAGAAGAAGCAUCGAGUGAUGUGCCUCUUUGAGCAAGAGCUAGCCGAGGCUCGGCGCUCAGGGGAGGAGCUCGUCCUCGAGGAGCUCUACUCCCAGCUCGAGCGCAUCGAAGAACUGCAGCCGGGUACUGCCCGCCGCUUGAAGGAUGCCGUGCGCGGCAUCACGGGCGACCGGACAGAUGAGGAGGAGGAGGAAGAGGAGGAGGAGGAGUUACCUCCAAAAAGAAAGACCAAGUGGCCCAUCGUUGCUUUCGUAGCCCUGGGGCUGAUGGCCACGGCGGCAGUCGUCGUGCUCGGAUGCUGGGCAUGGAGAGGAGGAGGGGCUGCCCAUACGCCGAUGGAUGACGUCAUCAAUCAUACAGGAGGCAGCGCUCACACCGUGUCGCGAAGCUUGGCAGCUUUGCCGCCGGCCCACGCGAACGUUUCAGGACCCCCGUCUGCGAAUGCCGAGACGGUGCUGCCAGGAGACAGCGUUCACACCGCGUCGCGAAGCUUGCCAGCUUUGCCGCCGGCCCACGCGAACGUUUCAGGAUCCCCGUCCGAGAUUGCCGAGACGGUGCUGCCAGGUGCUGCAGAACCUACGCUGCAGCCGAGCCCGGUGGCUGAAGGUCCGCCAGCUUCCAGCACCGUGACGACCUCCGAGGUCCCUGCGAGCAGCCCCGACCGGGUCUCGCGCUUCUUCCGCUUGGGCCAGGCCAGCCUCAGGCGAUCUGAUUGCUUUCAGGCUCAGUACUACUUUGGCCAAGCGCUGGCUCUCUUCCAGCAGGUGGAGCUCGAACACCCGGCUCAGCAUCAAGGUAUCAGCUUCGAACUCAUCGCCAACUUAGCAUUCGCUCUCGUGUGCGCUCAGAAGUUUGAGGAGGGUGUGGACUUGCUGAAAGGAUGCAUGGCAGGCGAGCUCGACUGCGCCAGCCACCUUCUCAACGCGCUGGGCUUCGCCUUGUUCCAGUUGAAGGACUAUGCCAGCGCUUCUCAAGCCUUCCUCCUGGGAGCGGAGCAGGACGAGUUGAACCCGAUCAUCUGGAACAACCUGGGCGCAGCGCGCAUGGUGUUGAGGGACCUGGAGGGUGCCGACAAAGCGUUGGACCGCGUCGCCGACCUUGACAAGGAUGGGCUGCGCCUCUCAGCGCAGCAUUGGGAAGUCAUCGCCGCGAACGUGCAAGAGCUGCAGCAUCGCGCGUCGACGGGCCAGGUGUCGCAGCUGCCGCGGGUUGCGCUGUGGUUCGGAGACGACGAGCCAGGUCAGGCUGAGCAGGUCCCUGGAGCCCUGGGCGCCGCUGUUUAG
This is a messenger RNA of Symbiodinium natans, 1434 nucleotides long. Lineage: Eukaryota; Dinophyceae; Suessiales; Symbiodiniaceae. The record is from the annotation of a GenBank genome assembly.